Messenger RNA from Pipistrellus kuhlii (Kuhl's pipistrelle), 2836 nucleotides. RefSeq names its product urocortin 3 (gene UCN3). NCBI's taxonomy places the organism in Eukaryota, Metazoa, Chordata, Mammalia, Chiroptera, Vespertilionidae. The transcript has a single exon. The record is from RefSeq and is a predicted model, not a curated record. Gene Ontology annotation, molecular function: hormone activity; corticotropin-releasing hormone receptor 2 binding. Gene Ontology annotation, cellular component: extracellular region. Gene Ontology annotation, biological process: adenylate cyclase-activating G protein-coupled receptor signaling pathway; hormone-mediated signaling pathway; cellular response to nutrient levels. The coding region runs from base 960 to 1460 and encodes 166 amino acids.
AGAAACAUCAAUGAUAAUCAUUGAUUGGCUGCCUCCGGUACACCCCAACUGGGGAUCGAGCCCACAAUCCAGAUAUGUGCCCAACCAGAAAUUGAACUGUGACCUCCAGUUCAUAGAUCGACCCUCAAUGACCAAGCCACAAUAGCUGAGCUAAAUUCUUCAGUUUUUUUAACUCAGCUUCUUAACGGUAUCUGCAUAUAAACUGUAUAAAAUAGGGAAAAACACUGUCAUCCUUCCCACCCCCUCCCUGAUGGAAAAUGGAGCUAGCAGGGGGCACAGUAUAUAACUGAACUCUUUCCCUUCCAGUACCCUCUCCCUCAGAGAUGCUCUGAAUUUCAGGCUGGCCCAGGUUCCUAGGACUGAACUCAGAUUUCAGAAUUAUGUGUGUAUCUUUAAAUAACCCAGAGAAUGUACUGUUGUAACAACCUUAAAGAAUGGUUGAGUUUCAGAUAAACAAACAAGAAAAAUAUAGAUGUAGAGUUUUACCCCUCUACUUUAAAUCUAAGUAGAUGGGGCUUGCUUAUUUUCAUAGCAGGUAGCAGUGUUUCACUAGAGAUGAUGGCAAAAGCACCUGAAGAAUGGAAGAGGGGAAACUUGCUUAAGAAUUAGUCUUCAGUAGGGAAGCAAAGGAUGACGGAUGACUUUUCCCUGUGGAGAGUUUGUUUUCCUUUACCCUGCAAACCCUAGACAGAGGUAAAUGAGGGGUAGGGAAGAGAGAGAGAAAGACAGAGAGAGAGAGAGAGAGAGAGAGAGAGAGAGAGAGAGAGAGAGAGAGAGAGAGAGAGAGAGAGAGAGAGAGAGAGAAAUCUGCAACUCAGUUCCCUGAAACAAAUGUCCAGAUGUUCUGUGGGUGGCGAGAACCAUUGUAGUAAGCAGGCAUAGACAAAACCCCAGGUCGUCUGAGCCUUAAGCCCCUCUCAUGCCCCUUCCUAUUUCCCUCAUUUCUACCACAGGGAGAGAUGCUUGUGCCAGCCCACUUCCUGCUGCUGCUACUGCUGCUCCAAGGGGCCCCCAGGAUGAGUCUGUCCCAUAAGUUCUCCAAAGCCGAGUCCAUCUUCUGCUGCAUCAACAUGGCCCUGUCUGAAGCCAAGAAAAGCCAGCUGGAGGAGAUACCCCUGCUGAGCAAGAGAGGCUUCCCCUACCUACCCAGGCAGGACCCAUCCUCAGAUGAGGACAAAGAGAAUGAGGAGAAGGGAGAAGACAAGAAGAAAAGGACCUUCUCUGGCCCCAGGAGUAGUGGUGGAGCUGGAAGCUCUCGUUACAAGUACUUAUCCAAAGCACAGCUCAAAGGGAAACUACACCAGAACAAGGCCAAGACUAAUCGGAGCACCAAGUUCACUCUGUCCCUUGAUGUUCCCACUACCAUCAUGAAUGUCCUCUUAAACAUUGCCAAGGCCAAGAACUUGAGAGCCAAGGCAGCUGCCAAUGCCCAUCUGAUGGCACAGAUUGGACGGAAGUAGGCUCGAGGACAGCAGGGCAGCCUAUGAAGGACAAGGAUAAAGGUCAGGUGGAGGGUAAGAGUUUGCCCACCCAACUGGUUUUUAUUUUGUGGACAAUCCAGUUUUACAGGCUGCCUCAUUGCUCGACCCCUCUACCCUUUCCUAUCUCCAGCCCAGCUUUCUCUGUACAAUACACAGGCAUGCAGAAUUGUCCCAACUUCACAGAUAUGAAUCUAUUAAGGCCUCUUCCUAUGUUCUGUGUCUCAUUUUAUCUUUCCCCAUACUUCUCCCUGAAGAUCCCGUGCCUGGGAAGAGAGCACCUAGGGUUCCUCUCUUCACCCAGCAACCCCAGCCAACACUGGGAGAUAAAGAGACGCACUGAUUACCAUCCUGCCAUCAGAUCCUACCCUCUUGCUUCCAUUAAAACAAGUGACUUCUUGAACCCCUGGUUUGUGUCAGUUCCUCUUUCAUCAGCCAGCUGCCUCCAAACUUCUGAACUUGGAGAGAAAAGGCAAAUGAGGGAGGAUAUAGAUAAGUCAAUUCCCCAUCUCUCCCAGGAUGGGAAUGGUUCUUGGGUGUCAUAGGUAGAGUAAAGAAGAGCUUAGGGAAGAUCAAACUGACAGGAUUGUGUCAGCUGUCAUUCAAACUAGAGCCAUCUCCAUGGCUUGAUCCUACCCAAAAGGCACAGCCUGGGCUAGACAGGAGAGGGAGCUUUCAGUAUCCCCUAUGGGACACCCCACAUCCUCAUGGCCUUCUGGUGCAUAGGCCCUGGAAGCCUUUAAUAGGUGCUCACUGAGCCCACAGUAACUGCCCAGCAUGGUGCUGAGCACCUGGGAGAUGCCAAUGUGUGUGAGACAAGGCCACUGCUCUCCAUGAGUGAACAUCUAAGCAGAUAGACAAAAUGAAAAUGGAAAUAAAAGCAAAUAUCACCAGAGAAGAGGUAAGUGAUGAAUUGCAAAGUGAUAGCAAUUGGUGUAAAGAAUAUAUGAGGAAUUCAAGAUGAGAGGUUUAAUAUGAGUAAAAGUUCACUAACAACAGACAUCAGGAAGAACUCUGAUAGCCUCUGGCAGCAGAGCCUAAGGGCCAGUUCCCCAGAGAGGGACUGCGGUCCCACUCACUUCUUCAUGGUGAUGAAUCAUAAAUAUAUAAAAUGAAUUUCUACAUAGUAAAGCAGCAUUACCACACACCAGCAGUUAAUAUUUCCACCACCAGCAGCAGCAAAAACAAACCACAAAUGAAUGACAAAUUUGGGAAAAUGUUUGCCACCCAUAUAAAAGACAAAUGGCUUAUUGAUCAAAUUUAUAAAGAGCUACUAAAAAUUGAGAAGAAAAGAGUAAAAAACAGCCAAAACGUGUUUGGCUCAGUGGAUAGAGCAUCGGCUUGUGGACUGAAAGGUC